Lasiosphaeria miniovina is the source of this 1230-nucleotide messenger RNA. RefSeq names its product kinase-like domain-containing protein. Gene Ontology annotation, biological process: regulation of cytokinesis; protein phosphorylation; mitotic spindle organization. Gene Ontology annotation, cellular component: spindle midzone; kinetochore; chromosome passenger complex. The transcript is spliced from 3 exons. The record is from RefSeq and is a predicted model, not a curated record. Gene Ontology annotation, molecular function: ATP binding; protein kinase activity. NCBI's taxonomy places the organism in Eukaryota, Fungi, Ascomycota, Sordariomycetes, Sordariales, Lasiosphaeriaceae. The coding region runs from base 1 to 1230 and encodes 409 amino acids.
AUGGCCACACGAGCGCUUGAAGCUCGCUUCGAGCACUUAUCAGUAAACGACGAGAACGACCCCGACAGCGGGGUCCAGGUAUACCAGAAACCAAAGUCAACAACAAGCCAGCUUGCCCACAGUAGCAGCAGACCAAACCUGUACAAGGUGGCGCUGCAAUCGCAAAACUCAACCACAGUUACCACAACAGUGACGCUCCCAUCACAAGCCGCGCAAUGGAAGGGGUCCAACCAGGCAGGCAACCCGGCGUCUCCCGGAAAGAAGGACAAGACGGCGGCGCCGUCGUCGUCGUCGUCGCUGUCUUCAGGCCCUCGCAGCAGCACCGACGAGCUGGCGCUGACGGAGCGCAAGUCGGCGUCGUACGUGGACCAGCCGCUGACGCCCAAGCAGUUCCACCUGGGCAUGUUCGAGAUCGGGCGGCCGCUGGGCAAGGGUAAGUUCGGGCGCGUGUACCUGGCGCGGGAGCGGGGCAGCAACUUCAUCUGCGCGCUCAAGGUGCUGUACAAGGCGGAGCUGCAGCACGGGUCCGGGGUGGAGAAGCAGGUGCGGCGCGAGAUUGAGAUCCAGAGCAACCUGCGGCACCCCAACAUCCUCAAGCUGUACGGGCACUUCCACGACAGCAAGCGCAUCUUCUUGAUCCUCGAGUUCGCCGGCAAGGGGGAGCUGUACAAGCACCUGCGGCGCGAGAACCGGUUCCCCGAGUGGAAGGCGGCGCAGUACAUUGCGCAGAUGGCGUCGGCGCUGCGGUACCUGCACCGCAAGCACGUCAUCCACCGCGACAUCAAGCCCGAGAACAUCCUCAUGGGCAUUCACGGCGAGAUCAAGAUCUCCGACUUCGGCUGGAGCGUGCACGCGCCCAACAACCGCCGCGCCACCCUGUGCGGCACCCUCGACUACCUGCCGCCCGAGAUGAUCAAGUCGGGCAGCAACGACAACUGGUACACGGAGAAGGUCGACCUGUGGAGCCUCGGCGUGCUGACGUACGAGUUCCUGGUCGGCGAGGCCCCCUUCGAGGACACCCCCGUCAUGACCCACAAGCGGAUAGCCCGCGCCGACAUGACCGUCCCCGAGUGGGUGAGCAAGGAGGCCAAGGACCUGAUCAAGAAGCUCUUGGUGCUCGACCCCGAUAAGCGCCUCCCCCUCGAGGAGGUCCAGAACCACCCGUGGAUCAUCAAGCACUGCGUCAAGGGAGAGCGCGUGUCGAACCGCGAAAAGGCCCAGGGCAAGUAG